This is a messenger RNA of Rhodamnia argentea, 2299 nucleotides long. RefSeq names its product COBRA-like protein 10. Gene Ontology annotation, biological process: cellulose microfibril organization. The coding region runs from base 18 to 2006 and encodes 662 amino acids. The record is from RefSeq and is a predicted model, not a curated record. The transcript is spliced from 2 exons. Lineage: Eukaryota; Viridiplantae; Streptophyta; Magnoliopsida; Myrtales; Myrtaceae. Gene Ontology annotation, cellular component: membrane.
UAUAGGCAAGGCCAGGCAUGAAGAUGCCUAGGCAAGUAUUUUUACUUGUCUGGGUCCUGAUCGUGCUCUGUUCUUGCAUCAACCAUGUUUGUCGAGGCCAAGAUUACGACGAUGACACCACCCCAGCCGCGCCACCCCCGGAGCAAGAGGACUGCAACGGGAUAUUUCUCAUGUACAACUUCAUCGAGAGGAUCAAGGAGUACCCACACGUGAAGAACGCGACGGCCCAGGCAUGGGCCUUCAAGUCGCAGAUGACCGUGCUGAACGCGGGGUUGGAGGAGCUCAAGGCAUGGAAGGUGUUUGUAGGGUUCCAGCACAAUGAGGUCCUGGUGAGCGCGAGUGGAGCCGUGUCGAUUGACGGAGAAGAUUUGCCCGCGAAAGUCGGGAACAACGGGACCACAUUGGCUGGUUACCCCCAGGCCGAUCUGAAGACUUCUGUUGACACAGCAGGGGAUAUCUAUCAGAUUCAGGCCAAGAUUGAAUUCACAGGGACCCAGUUCGGCGUGAAACCGCCGGGUGUCCCAAUGCCAAAGAUGAUCCGGCUUGAGAACGAUGGGUACAAGUGUCCCGCUGCUCGUCGCCGUGGUACAAACACAAUGCUUGUGUGCUGUGUCAAGGACAAGAAAAAAAAGGUCAAGCAGACGAAGAACAAGUUCUUGCCUCGCCAGUACGGUGAUCUCACCUUCACAUACGACGUACUGCAAGCCUAUUCGGGCAACUAUCUUGCCCAGGUGACGAUCGACAACAACCACCCAUUAGGCCGUCUCGACCAUUGGAACUUGACAUGGGAAUGGAUGAGAGGAGAGUUCAUCUACUCCAUGAGAGGAGCCUACACCCACAAGAAGGACCCGUCGGAGUGUAUCUAUGGUGCCGCGGGGCAAUACUACAAGGACUUCGAUUUCUCUCAGGUCAUGAACUGCGAAAAGAAGCCCAUCAUCGCCGACCUGCCUGCUGAUAGAGCCAAUGACACGCAAGUCGGGAAACUACCCUACUGUUGUAGGAACGGCACUAUUCUUCCGGCUUUCAUGGACGAGAGCAAAUCGAGGUCCAUCUUCCAAUUGCAGGUCUAUAAGAUCCCUCCAGACAUGAACCGUACUGCUCUAACUCCUCCGCAGAGGUGGAAGAUUGAUGGCGUGCUAAAUCCGGAGUACAAGUGCGGCGCACCUAUUAGAGUGGACCCUACACAAUUUCCUGACCCGAGCGGGCUUCAAGCUACAUCUUCGGCGAUUGCGAGCUGGCAAGUGAGUUGCAACAUCACGAGGCCCAAGGCCAAAGAGUCCAGGUGCUGCGUUUCAUUUUCGGCAUAUUACAACGAGUCAGUCAUCCCUUGCAAUACUUGUGCUUGUGGCUGCGAGAACACCGACAGGUGCAACCCGAACGCACAUGCAAUGCUUCUUCCUCCGGAGGCUAUUCUCGUGCCGUUUGAGAACAGAACAGCGAAAGCAAAAGCCUGGGCUAAGAUCAAACACUUUCCCAUCCCGAACCCUAUGCCGUGUCCGGACAAUUGCGGGGUCAGCAUCAAUUGGCACAUUAACUCUGACUACAAGCAAGGAUGGACUGCUCGUAUUACGCUCUUCAAUUGGGACGACUACCCUUUCGAAGACUGGUUCACGGCGAUACAGAUGAAGAAAGCCUUCCGCGGCUACGAAAAGGUGUAUUCGUUUAACGGAACCAAGCUUCCGGAAGCUAACAACACCAUCUUCUUCCAAGGCACACCUGGGAUGAAUUACCUGGUGGGCGAAACCAACGGAACCAACCCCUUGGUUGAUCCGAGGGUGCCUGGAAAGCAGCAGUCGGUCAUAUCUUUCACGAAGAAAACUACUCCAGGCAUUAACAUACUGCGGGGCGACGGGUUUCCCUCGAAGGUGUUCUUCAACGGGGAGGAGUGUUCGCUUCCUUCCAGUAUCCCACUUCGUAGUUCAGGUUACCGAUUCGGUACCAAUUCUCUGCCAGUUGUAGUCAUCGGGAUUGUGACUUUCUUGCUGAUGACAGAGCUCUUCCAUUGACGAUUUGUUUGCCUGUUCUUGUGGAGACCCUGUUCCUCCAAAUAUCGUUCGACCUCGUGAUAAAUAUGGUGAUUGAUUUUAACUGUUAAAAGAAAGAAAGAAAGAAACAAAGGUGAAGCUGAUCUCGCGGUCUCUCGUACGUAUGGUUGUUUUUGUUUGCUGCCGGAAGUGAGAGGAGGAUGUGUCCUAGUCUUUUGAUUGGUUUUGUAGAUUCAUGUACCGACAAGGCGUCGCUUGUAGUAUACAUUGGUUUGAUUCUCAAAUGAAAGAGAGUUAGGGUGUAACAAGUUCAA